GCUAUGCAAGCUCUGAUAGGAUUGAAUAUAGCAUUCGAGGUUCUGUCUCAUGGUUUGCUCAAACCAAGCUGAUCCUGGCCAGAAACGGCAGCAACUGCUCUUUAAGUACCUGCAGCAGAGAUCCACAGAACAACACCCAGUCUGCAGCUACUCGGAAGUAUGCUUUCUUACUGCAACAGCAACGUUGCAUGCAAUUGGGUCAGGCAUGCCUCAAUCCCACGUCAUAAGCCUAAGGACUUCUCCAUUCAAAUAUCCGCGACGGUCUCAAGAUCACUCUGGGCCCUGUGCAGCCUCUGGAAACCUUUGGUCAACUGAAUAUGUUGCUGUCAAGCUUCUGGAUAUGGGCAACCUAUCUCAUUCUUGGCCUCGCUGCUCAGUCAACUCAAGGCAUCCUUGACCUAGUGGAGAGACGAUUGCCGAACCAUGUCGAUGACUUCGAAUUCCGGCUUCUCACAAACUGGGCAGGAAACAGUACGAAACCCACGAAUGACAAUUAUAUUGUCUCUUCGACAACGGCUGGGAAGAUUCUAGUUGAAGGAAACUCGCUGAGCGCACUUUCAAGCGGUCUCCAUCGAUAUCUCACGGAUGUCGUUCAUGUGGAUAUUUUCUGGUACAUUGGUAACCAGUUAGAAGUCGGCCCCUCGACUUUGCCAGCUUUGAACGCUGCUCUCACAGGAUCCAGCAUCGUCCCCUGGAGGUAUCAUUUCAAUACGGUAACUUUUUCAUACACCGCUGCAUUUUGGACAUGGGAAGACUGGGAACUAGAGCUCGACUGGCUAGCUCUCCGGGGCGUGAACUUGCCUCUCGCCUGGGUUGGACAAGAAAAGAUCCUCGUCGAAGUCUUCCAAGAACUUGGAAUGACCGACGAUGAUCUUUUCUCUUAUUUCAGUGGACCUGCCUUUCAAUCUUGGAACCGAUUUGGGAACAUCCAAGGAUCGUGGGGAGGAGAUCUACCCUUGGAAUGGAUCGACAAUCAAUUCGAGAUGCAGAAAAACAUCACAAAACGAAUGGUCGAACUCGGGAUGACACCCGUGCUUCCGUGCUUCACUGGUUUUGUUCCUCGAGCAAUUUCAAGAGUUUUACCGAAUGCUACGAUUGUGAAUGGAUCUGACUGGAGCGGCUUCCCGGCUGAGUAUACAAACGUGACUUUCCUAGAGCCCGUUGACCCAACAUUUGCAGCACUUCAGAAGAGUUUCAUCACCAAGCAGGCUGAUGCUUUGGGAAACAUCACUCACAUCUAUACCCUCGAUCAGUACAAUGAGAACAACCCAUACUCAAUAGAUCUGGACUACCUCAGGAAUGUAUCCUACAAUACCUGGCAGAGUCUCAAAGCUGUGGAUCCAGAUGCAAUCUGGAUGAUGCAAGGCUGGCUCUUCUUCUCCCUCUCAAGUUUCUGGACGAAUGAGCGUAUCGAAGCAUAUCUAGGUGGCGUCGAGGACGACAAAGACAUGAUAGUCAUCGAUCUCUUUUCUGAAACCGCACCUCAGUGGCAGAGAACGAAUUCCUAUUUCGGGAAACCUUGGCUUUGGUGUCAGCUGCAUAAUUUUGGUGGAAAUCUUGGACUGUAUGGACAGAUCAUGAAUGUGACCAUCAAUCCGAUCGAGGCACUUGCCAAUUCGAGCUCUUUAGUUGGAUUUGGCUUGACGAUGGAAGGUCAAGAAGGGAAUGAGAUUAUGUAUGACCUCCUCUUAGACCAAGCAUGGUCCGCAUCGCCUAUCGAAACUGCAACAUACUUCUCAAACUGGGUGACCCGUCGGUAUGCCGGCAAUGGCCCCGUUCCCAGCGAGCUAUAUAUAGCAUGGGAAAUGAUGCGCACGACAGUCUACAAUAACACCAACUCCAGCGUCCAAGCAGUCACAAAAUCAAUUUUCGAGCUGACGCCAAAUAUCACUGGAAUGUUCCGUGCCGGGCACCACUCAACAGCCAUCACAUACUCUCCCAACACCCUGGUAACAGCAUUCAACCUCAUGUUCAACGCCUCAAAAACAAAUCCAGAGCUGUGGAACAAUGCAGCUUAUCAAUACGACAUGGUUGAUGUCACUCGACAAGUAUUCAGCAACUCCUUCGAUCAGAUGUAUCGCUCUCUCGUCUCAGCAUACACGUCGUCUAAUACUUCAAACACCACCAUCUCCACAUUGGGCAAGAAUAUGACCUCUCUUCUCACAACUCUCGAUAGGGUCCUGAGCACCAACCCCGCUUUCUCCCUCUCUACAUGGCUCUCCGCCGCUCGAGCAGAAAGCACGAAUGCAACGCUUCAGAGCUUCUAUGAAUAUAAUGCUCGGAACCAGAUCACUCUAUGGGGACCUAGCGGAGAGAUCAGUGAUUAUGCAUCCAAAAGCUGGGGCGGGUUGUUGAAUGGAUAUUAUGUACCUAGGUGGCAGAUGUUUGUCAGUUAUCUGCUUGAGGUGCCAGUCGCGAGGUAUAAUUACACGGAAUUGAAUAGCCGAUUUUUGGCUUUUGAGCUCAAGUGGCAGACGCAAGGGAUGAAUGGGACGGUGCAACAGACUGUUCUUGAACAGGCAGGAGGAAAAUUACAAAUUCUUCUUGAGGGUGUGGUGGGGAGCUCAGACAAUGUCUUUCGGUAGAGCUAAUUGGAUUAUGACCUUGCAUCUAUCGAGAGCAAAUGUACCAAGAUGACGGCUAACAAUGUUGCCAAGGU
Messenger RNA from Hyaloscypha bicolor E, 2659 nucleotides. RefSeq names its product glycoside hydrolase family 89 protein. The record is from RefSeq and is a predicted model, not a curated record. The coding region runs from base 318 to 2585 and encodes 755 amino acids. The transcript is spliced from 3 exons. Lineage: Eukaryota; Fungi; Ascomycota; Leotiomycetes; Helotiales; Hyaloscyphaceae.